Messenger RNA from Lasiodiplodia theobromae, 1581 nucleotides. Its product is annotated as Methylated-DNA-protein-cysteine methyltransferase. Gene Ontology annotation, cellular component: SAS acetyltransferase complex. Gene Ontology annotation, molecular function: histone acetyltransferase activity. The coding region runs from base 1 to 1581 and encodes 526 amino acids. NCBI's taxonomy places the organism in Eukaryota, Fungi, Ascomycota, Dothideomycetes, Botryosphaeriales, Botryosphaeriaceae. The transcript is spliced from 2 exons. The record is from RefSeq and is a predicted model, not a curated record.
AUGGUCAGCUCCUCGCGACCAUUGAACCGCUCCUCAAGUGGGCGCUUCACACGUCGAGGCCCUAAAAAUAUCGCGACCGCCGAGUCAAACGAGAACCACGCAGCGCCCUCCGCAGCCGCGCCCGCGUCGCAGGACGCGCUCUCCAUCGCCAGCACGCCCGUCGCGCCGUCCCAGGACGACUCCGCGACGCCCACGACCGGCCAGACGCUGAAGCUGCUGGGCCCCCGCCCGGCGACGAGGAAUCGUGGCUCGUCGCGAAGGAAGGGCGCCACACCGAUCGCCAGCGCUGAGCAACAGCAGCAGCAGCACCCGAGACCUCCGACCAAAGUCACAGUCACACAGCCGCAUGGGGGCCUGGUACAAGCGACCAACGGCGUGCAAACGCAGCUCGACCUCCGCGACGAUGACGUGCCCUCCCAGUCCGCAACGCCCAAACCCGACGCCCAGGGUGGCCUGUCAGUGCCCACCAGCACAUCACAGCCUCAGGACAAGCGGACGUUGAGGAGUCAGGACGGCGGCUCACGCCUCAAAAGCGACCUGGCCAUCUAUUUUCCCAACUAUGACGACGUGAUUGCCGGCGUCGAGACCAAGUCUGAUUUUCUCGACAUCGACGAGCUCGUCCACAUCAUCGAUGAGCCCCUCAGCGAUCCCGUCCCCCUCCCUGGACCUGUCUCUUCCCUGCCUUCGUCCAUUCCUGAGAAGAGGCGGCCCUCACUCCUCACCCCCGCCCACUCAUCGUCCAACCCCGCCACGACACUCAAUGGCUACAAGCCUUACGCCCAAGUCAACACCGGUAUACAAACUGUCGAUUUUUCCACAAUCGUCCGCCACACGCCACACCACAUAACCACUGAUCCUCUUGACGAUGACUUCUUCUUCAAGGCACACAGGCGUGCCGAGCGCAAGGAAAAACAACUACGGAAUAUCGAGAAAGAGAGAGCCAUGCAUGAGAAGGUACAGCUGGAACGUCUUCUAGAUGGGCUUCUUGGCCAUGAUUGGCUGCGUGUCAUGGGUGUCACUGGCAUCACCGAUUCGGAGAAGAAAGAAUUCGAGCCAAAACGCGACUACUUCAUAUCCGAGGUCAGGGCGCUGGUGGAUAAGUUCCGGAUAUGGAAAGAGGAAGAAAAGAGACUCAGGCUUGAGAAAGAACAAGCCCAGCAAGCGAAGGAUGAAGAUGAGGAAGAGGCUGAUCAGCACGCCGAACGCGCCGAAGAGGAUAGCAUGGGCGAACCCCCAAAUUCCAGCGACAUUGAUGCCUGGGCUGCGCGGCAGUUGCAACAGGAAGCCAUCUCUGCAAGUGGUUCGUCAAACAAACAACCAAAACCUCGACCCCCACCUCCCCCUAUCAUUUACCGGCCUCCUUCUCCCGAGCGGCCUUUCACUUCAUUCUACUCCAAGCCCCACCUCCGCGCUGCCGCCAUGGGCAAACAAAGGCACGGCCGCAAUGUGACGGCCUUUGGGCAACCGGUCCCCGAACCUCCAGAGGAAGAGUUCGCGCUUCCUGAGGAAUAUCUCACGCCCGAAGCCUUGCGUGCGCAUGCGCGAAAGAAGCGGCGGAUGAUGAGGGAGAAGAGACAAUAA